Molecule: messenger RNA, 1212 nt
Organism: Tarenaya hassleriana
Lineage: Eukaryota; Viridiplantae; Streptophyta; Magnoliopsida; Brassicales; Cleomaceae
Product: serine/threonine-protein kinase pakG
Exons: 1
Coding region: 1-1212 (403 amino acids)
Source: RefSeq, a predicted model, not a curated record
AUGGAUUCCGGCAACAGUAGUAGCAUGCAGUCCUCAAGCGGUGGCGGUGAAGAUGAGUACGACUCACGUGCCGAUCAUUCCAUCUCUACCUUCUUCAACCACCACAGCUCUGCCGCCGCAAGGAGUGCGGCACCUCCGGGGACCCUUUAUCACCACCGCCAAGACAACAUCGGUGGCCCGAUUCCGGACCAUUAUCCACCGCAGCAACACCUAGACCCUCUUUUAUCAAACUACUUCACCAACCUUGAUACUACUGUUUGGUCGUCGAAGACCGUACGUUCUGGCCCCGAUCUCGCUGGAUCACCUUCCGAACCGGUCUUCUUCUCAAAUUCAACUUCGUUGCCGCGCCCGAGACCAAACAGCAGCUCUGGUUCUGUCCCUGGCGGCGGCGACAACAACAAGAACGGUAAUAAUAAUAACAAUAUGGCGCGGAACCCGAAGAAGCGAUCGAGAGCCUCGAGACGAGCGCCGACGACGGUGUUGACCACCGACACGACCAACUUCAGAGCCAUGGUUCAGGAGUUCACGGGAAUCCCUGCUCCUCCCUUUACCGGAUCUUCUCCCUUUCCUCGGACCGGUCGGUUUGAUCUAUUCGGAUUUUCCCCUAAUUCCUCGUUUCCAUUAAAACCCUUUGCUCAGAAACUCGUCCCUCCAUUGUUUCUUUCUUCUUCAUCAUCUCCUUCCACUGCUACAAUCGCUUCUUCUUCUUCACCUUCGUCUUCGAGUUACUAUCUGCCUUCUGCAGACAAUCAGAAUCUCUUGAACACGAGUACGAACACCCAGGGUAUUACAAACCCUUUUCUUAAUAUUCACGCUCCUAAAGACCCUUUAACCGAUCCAUCGAUAUUCUCAGCAAAGUCGAAACCUUUGUUCGACCAAUCAUCUCAGAACUUCAAGGUGGGUAAUGUUCUGGAUGAGCUGGGGCAAUUCGGGACAAACUUUGGCGGACUUCAGAGCAUUUUCUCCUCUUCAUCGACGUCAACCCUAAUGCACAUAAACAGGAACUCUGACGCCGGAAACGUCGAAGCUGAUCUAUUGAGGUCCAUCAAUGGAGGGUUCGAUGAAUCUGCACACCGACCUCCGAGUUACAGAGCCACCGGGACAGCGACGGCGACGGCGGCUUCUUCUGGAUCAUUACCGGCGGCGGAGAAUAGUUUAGCGGCGGCGAGAAACGAAGGUAUGGUGGAGUCGUGGAUUUGUUCAUCUGAUUAG